This is a messenger RNA of Cladocopium goreaui, 1922 nucleotides long. The record is from the annotation of a GenBank genome assembly. Lineage: Eukaryota; Dinophyceae; Suessiales; Symbiodiniaceae.
CACCAGCGAAACGCGCAGCCUGCGAUCCAGCAGCUUCAUGGGUGAAGGUCUCAACCGCGCCGCCCAGCUGCCUUUGGACGGUCUUCAGCUGGGCCGCAGCCGCAGCCGGACCUGGACCCCGCAGCAUCGACGAAGCUCGGGCGUUUUUUCCAAUCGACGCCUCGAUGAAUGGCUGUUUCCCAUCGAAGACGAAGAGGCGUACGCAACAUGGGUCUCAGGGCCCCGGCAGCAGUGGCUACAAAGUGUUCAGCGUUACGGAGGCUUUCGCGGAUGGCUGCUGGAGGGACUCGAGCUGCGAGGCAUGGAUGACAAGAACUACCUACUGGGCCUCCGCUGGCUCUCUGGAGUGGCUUUGCCACACAGUGCGCAAGCAGAGUGGGCACAGAGAAAGACCAUUGCGGAGGAGAUCGAGAAAGAUGUGCCACGCACCUUUCCAGGCCAUCCCUGCGAAGCGGCCUUGGCCCGGUCCUCCCGCGACAUUCUGCGGAUGCUGUGCUGUGCCCGCAACGUCACCGUGGGCUACACGCAGGGCCUGAAUUUCACCGCGGCGGUGUUGAGUUGCACCAUGGGCCGUGACGAGGCCUUCUGGUGCCUCACAGCCUUAGCCGAGUCGGUGGCGGCGCACUUUGUGUCCGGGAACAUGCUCCAGGGCGCGGUCGCCGAUUGUGAAUGCAUUGAUUGGUUGGCCUCGCAGUUGGAGCCGAAGCUCUUUGCUUUGUGCCGUAGCUCCGAGGGAUAUUCUUCGGUCAUCUUUGCACGGCCUCUAUGCACGCUGCUCUCAUGCUGCGGAUUGCCCGUUGAUGCCACUCUGCAAUGUUGGCGGGCCAUUCUUCAUUCCAGCAACCCGAGAAUCUUCCUGCUCCGCACCCUGGCCGCCUUCGUCCUACAGACCGCAGCACGGCUGCUGGCCGCUUCAAGCGGUGCCUCGCUGGAGCUCCCAGAGUUGAUGGAGGCCUUGCAGAAGACCUUCCAACAGACCUACGAUGCGCAGGUGGUGCUCUCAGCGGCCGCUGCCAGUGUUGAAAUCUUACCAGACUCCACACUUUCGAAGAAGUUGGAGGAGAUCGAGCAGCGGCUGCAGCAGUCGGCGGCCGAGUCGCAUCAGCGAAGGCAGAUGGAGAACCAAAAACUGCAGGAAAAAAGGCUGAAACAGCUGGUCUUGGAGGACAGAAGCGCAAGGCAAAGCUUGUUGCGUGAAAUGCAAUUAUUGUGGCGACAUGAGCGGCAUCGAGAUGUGUCACAGCUGGACUUCUUGAUGCUUCUGGCAGCAGAUCACCUGGACGUGAUCGGGGUGAAGAGCUCGACCUGGGAGGCGUUUCUCUCCACGGUUUUCGUGGAUCUUGAUUCCUCCCAUUCUGGCAUGGUGCUGCUGAAGCAUGCCCUCAUUGCGGUGGCCCUUCUGUUGGGCGAGACACCGCUGGAGAGGGUUUCUGCGAUCUUCUCAAUGUUGGAGAUCGAGAGCCUCUGCUUGCGUGAUGACUUUUUGGAGUUGGCGGAGGCGACGGGGCAAGAAAACUCGGCCAGUGAAUGGCUGGUCGCCAAUGGAAUUACGGAGAACCUGAACCAGAAUGUUUUCAUCAAGGCGUUGCUGGCACUUCCUUCCUUGGCACUGGCGACUUUAUCGACUUUAGACUCCAAACCCGGAAACGCGGGAAGUUUCAGUAUCUCCUUCACAUCUUCCUCGGGCACCUUGCUACCGGUGGCUCCAAAGUGGGUCCCAGACGAGCAGCAGGUGGCUUGCCAACUCUGUUCAACAUCCUUCACGUGUUGUCGCCGGCGGCAUCACUGUCGCGCCUGUGGGCGACGGACAUGUCGCCAGUGUAGUGGUCAGCGGCUGGCAUUGGCGAUCAUCGGAUAUCCGAAUCCCGUGCGAGUCUGCGAUGAAUGUUUCUUCGUGCUGAGUCCAGCCGUGUGAGGAAACG